Ostertagia ostertagi is the source of this 1224-nucleotide messenger RNA. NCBI's taxonomy places the organism in Eukaryota, Metazoa, Nematoda, Chromadorea, Rhabditida, Trichostrongylidae. The record is from the annotation of a GenBank genome assembly.
AUGGAAGUGGAUAAAAAGAUGCUCAUUGGACUACACCUCGGAAAUGGGUACGGUUCUCAAGCGGGUGCGUGGCGUAUGCGGGGAGUGGAUCCUCAAAGCUAUACGAGUUUUGAUGCUCGUGUAAAACAAGCACAGGCUGCAGAGCGUGGCAAAUUUCAGUUUAUAUUUUUGCCUGACGGCCCGGGUGCAGUAAUAACGGAUAUUGCAACUGAAUCUCCGGCUUUUAAUCUUGAUGUGAUGAUGACCUUGGCCGCCGUAGCAAGAGAAACCGAAUAUAUAGGCUUAGUAGCUACUGGAUCGACGACAUUUAACGAGCCUUUCAACCUGGCGAGACAGUUCAAGGCUUUGGAUGUUAUGAGCCACGGAAGAGCUGGCUGGAAUGCAAUUACAUCAAGCGGUGAAGAUGUUGCUGCUAACUAUGGAAGAAAAAUUCCUUCAAGCCAUGAUAGAUAUGGUCGCGCACACGAGGUUAUUCAACUAAUCCAAUCACUUUGGGGAAGCUGGGGCAAAAAUGCCUGGGUGCAUGAUCAGGAAAGUGGGAAGUUUGCAAACAAAGAUCAAAUACUUCCUAUUAAUUUACAGGGCAAAUUUGUCGGUUCACGAGGGCCACUUUAUAUUCCACCAUCCGAACAGGGACAGCCAAUCAUUUUUCACGCAGGCGGUAGUCCCAAUGCACACGAAUUGGCAGGGCGCUUUGCUAAUGUGAAAAUUGUUGUUAUCGGACCGGAGUCUACCGGUAAAAGUACUCUUUGUGAGGGCCUUGCCAGGGCCUUAAAUACCCUAUGGAUACCAGAGCACGCCCGGCAAUACCUGCUGGACCUGAACCGUGACUAUACAGAAGAUGAUCUGCUCCGGAUAGCAAUGGGCCAGUUAAGGGAUGAAGAGGAAGCCUUGAAAAAAGCCAACCGCUACCUGGUUUGUGAUACAGACUUGUAUGUAUUGAAAGUAUGGGCAGAAUCCCGGUAUGGAAGAUGCCACCGGACGAUCCUGGAAAACAUUGCCACCAGGCCUUAUGAUCUAUACCUCCUCACUUAUAUUGAUAUUAACUGGGAAGCGGAUCCGCUCCGGGAACAUGGACUGCCACAGGAGCGGCAUUAUUUUUAUAGCCAGUAUCGUGAUAUAGUUAUCAAUAGUGGCGUACCUUGGAUAGACAUUCGGGGGCCGCAUGAACAACGGUUAAAGAACGCGCUUCACGCGGUUCACAAACUCGAUCCCGCUAUCUGA